AUGGACGAUCUGCUGAGCUUCGCCUGUCUGCUGAGCUUCUCGCACCGUUGCUGCGGCGCCCUGCGCGGCACCAACCGACAGCUCCUGGUGGCACUGGCUGAGAGGACCACGGAGCUGCGAGUGGCCCCUCAGUGUCCAGGAGUCAAGGAGGAAGCAUGGCAUCAGCUCGUGGUCCUUCUUAAGGCCCUGCCGAAUUUGCGUCACUUGGAUCUCCGUGGUGUUGGAAUCAGCGCCGAAGGCUUGAGCGAGCUCAGGCGCGCCUUACCUCGCUGCAAGAGUUGGGAUCUGCGUUUCUGCUGGCGCCUGCCCUGGCAGUACUUGGAGAGCUGGUUAUGUGAAGCACGAGGCGCAGAAAGCAGGCAGAUCUCCCACAGCCUGACGGUGACUCCCAGCCCGGAUCUGACACCACUUCAGGUGGUGCUUGUGCAGGCUUAUGCCUUGCACAGGCCCUACGAAAGAUUCUCGCGGCUCUUUGAUCCACCUUCACGUUACUCCAUGAUGUUAGGCUGCGAUCGGUUUCAAGUCGAGGAGGAGAAAGGGCCGGAGCACCACUUCCGGAGGAGCUUUGUGGUAACUUUCUGGAACUCCUCGUCGAGUUCCUCGGAAGACGGAGAGCAUCUUUUGGGGAGUCAGAUGGAAGAGGGCGCGCCGUGGUGCACUGAUUCUGUGGUGCCGAUUGACAUGGCUUCUCAGACGUCCAAU
Cladocopium goreaui is the source of this 702-nucleotide messenger RNA. NCBI's taxonomy places the organism in Eukaryota, Dinophyceae, Suessiales, Symbiodiniaceae. The record is from the annotation of a GenBank genome assembly.